Molecule: messenger RNA, 803 nt
Organism: Miniopterus natalensis
Lineage: Eukaryota; Metazoa; Chordata; Mammalia; Chiroptera; Miniopteridae
Source: RefSeq, a predicted model, not a curated record
AAAGGGAAGUCGAUGCUUUGUGCUUCAACCAGACCUCUUUCCUUUCUCCCACCCUCAGCAUCCUCCGGAAAGCCCUAGACAAGAUUGCGGAAAUCAAGUCUCUGCUGGAAGAGAGGCGGAUCGCGGCCAAGAUCGCGGGCCUGUACAAUGACUCGGAGCCCCCGCGGAAGACCAUGCGCAGGGGGGUGCUGAUGACCCUGCUGCAGCAGUCAGCCAUGACCCUGCCGCUGUGGAUCGGGAAGCCUGGUGACAAGCCGCCCCCCCUCUGUGGGGCCAUUCCAGCCUCUGGGGACUAUGUGGCCAAACCUGGAGACAAGGUGGCUGCCCGGGUAAAGGCCGUGGAUGGGGAUGAGCAGUGGAUCCUGGCCGAGGUGGUCAGUUACAGCCAUGCCACCAACAAGUAUGAGGUUGAUGACAUUGAUGAAGAAGGCAAAGAGAGACACACCCUGAGCCGGCGGCGUAUCAUCCCACUGCCCCAGUGGAAGGCCAACCCUGAGACGGACCCCGAAGCCUUAUUCCAGAAGGAGCAGCUUGUGCUGGCCCUGUACCCCCAGACCACCUGCUUCUACCGAGCCCUCAUCCACACCCCCCCGCAACGGCCCCAGGAUGACUAUUCGGUCCUGUUUGAGGACACUUCCUAUGCAGAUGGUUACUCCCCUCCCCUCAAUGUGGCCCAGAGGUACGUGGUGGCUUGUAAGGAGCCCAAGAAAAAGUGAUGCAGGCUGGCAGGUUCACAGUCUCCUGCCGCCCUCAGGGGCAAUGCAACAAAAGGUUAUGUGAUCAAAUAAAUAUUCCUCCCCUUG